Molecule: messenger RNA, 1008 nt
Organism: Clonostachys rhizophaga
Lineage: Eukaryota; Fungi; Ascomycota; Sordariomycetes; Hypocreales; Bionectriaceae
Source: the annotation of a GenBank genome assembly
AUGGCUACUGCCGUGACUCUAUCAUUAAGCUCCUUGGGACUACUAGUCCUGGCUCGCUGGGGAUGCAGCCUCGCCGCGAACACGGCAGUUUUCUUUCGACGUUCCGGAGUGCGUCGAUAUCUGGAAGUCGAGCCCAACGCCAGUGCCGGCGCCAAGGAAUCGUGGGCGCUCAUCACAGGCUCAGGAGCUGGUCUCGGCCGCGCUCUCGCCUUUGAACUCGCCGGCUGGGGCUUCAAUAUAGUUCUGCACGGUUCCAACGCAGCCAAACUCGAAGCCGUAAAGGAGGAGCUCCAAGCAGCCCACCCCUCCCGCUCCGUCCGGACACUGGUCCUCGAUGCCCGGAUAGGCGGGCUGCUCCACGGAGCUGAUCUGGAGGCAAAGCUGAACGCAGCCGUCAAGAGUUUGGAUGGUAUUCACAUUCGCAUCCUGGUUAACAACGUGGGGAUGCCUCAAGCCCGGCCCGAGCUUCGAGCGCCAUUUGACGCAUUGGAUACGUUUACCUAUGACGAGCUAUCGAUCAAUGUGGCGGGGAACGCAGUAUUUCCAUUGCUCCUCACGCGUGCAUUAUACCCGCAGUUGAUCAGAAACCAGCCGGCGCUCAUCAUCAACAUGGGUUCCUUGGCCGCCGAGGGGUUUCCCUUGUUCCCGUCAUACGGGCCGGCCAAGGCAUUCCUGAUGGCUUCCACGGCCGAGCUGAGGCUGGAAAAUAGGAUAGAAGACCGGGACAUCGAGGUUCUGGGAAUUGAUGUAGUUGGAGUAACAGGCACGGACACGAUCAAGGACAAGCCAAACUUGAUGCUUCCCGACGCGCCAACGUAUGCCAAGUCAGUCGUGAGAAGUAUCGGUUGCGGGCAUGCACGUGUAGCACCCUAUCCCCCACACGCGAUCUUCCUCUGGGUCAUUAGGACGCUUCCGUCGUGGCUUGGCGAUACAGUCAAGGCGAAUAUGCUCAAGGGAUUGAGAGCGGAAGCUGCUGCCAAGUUGAAGAGUGCAAACGCCUCUCCAUAA